Messenger RNA from Penicillium daleae, 444 nucleotides. RefSeq lists its product as uncharacterized. The transcript has a single exon. The record is from RefSeq and is a predicted model, not a curated record. The coding region runs from base 1 to 444 and encodes 147 amino acids. Lineage: Eukaryota; Fungi; Ascomycota; Eurotiomycetes; Eurotiales; Aspergillaceae.
AUGCAGCUCAUCCAUGGAUCCGGAGACAGAAGGCUUCUAGAAGACAUCGAGAACAACCGACUCCAUUGGAGGUUUUGCUUGCGCGCACGCACUGCUAGCUUGGCUCCACUCGAGGCCCAGCAGCACACCCAGUCCAAGGCAGAUUCGGUGCCGGUGAACACUGAAGUCGAGAUGGGAGAUGGAGAAACGAACAAUGGACUGGCAAGGAAGAGUCCACCCCGAGAAGUAUGGAGUCCUGGAGUCCUGGAGUCCCCACUGGGGAACAGCGGCCUCCAGAUUACUCUGGCUUUGAGCAAUUGUGAUAAUCAUCAAAUCGCCCAUUUGAGGCUAAAUGUUGGGGGUUCUCAGUCUUCACCGUACCUUUGGUUGCCCCCCCCCCCGGCUCGCGAGUCUCUUGUCUUGACCUUCUCUUUCUGUGCGGGUGCAACGGGUGGCAACGGAUGA